UGUUAUUGCCAUACAUUUGUGGCCAUUCAUCGCACCGAUGGUUAUGUCCGCUAAUUGUCACCCAUUUUUGUGACAUUUGAGUUACCAUUACAUGACUGCAUCUGCUCUACCAUAACGUAAUUGAAGACAACGAAGAUAUGGUGACUUCCGAAGACACCAACACUUCUAAUUGUUUGCCACAAUUGGCUAACUCUUCACCGACUCUUACACCGCAAGAGUUGACACAACUCUCAGAUAUAGACAGUCGUUUGUUUGGAAUCCUUCGUCUGGAAGAGCCGGCAAACAGUAAAACAAAGUCAUUGAUCACAAAGGCCAUAAAAGCACUGGAAGUGUCUUUACUUAAAAGACAUCUAUUGCUGGAAAAGUAUGAGAAGAAUGCGUCGGAAGGGACGGACGAAAAGGCUUUAAAUGAGUUGAAGUCGAAUCCAAUUGAUCCCCGAAUUUACUGUAAAAUCGGAGACUUUAACCUUCUUUUAGGAAAUUAUACCAAAGCUCUCUCAGCUUUUCAGAGAUACUUCUCGUUAAACGAAGAGCACUGGAAAGAUGUGCCGUUUGUGUUCAGUCUUGGUUUGGUUUACUUUCACUUCAACGCCUAUCACUGGGCGAUUAAAGCUUUCCGUCAAGUCUUAUACAUCGAGCCAUCGUUUCCGCGAGCAAACGAAGCCCACGUCAGACUCGCUCUCAUAUUCAAAGUUCUUAAUGAUUAUAAUCUAUCGCUUAAGCACUUCCAUUUAGCACUCAAUGACUCUAAUGUGUGUUCAGUCAGCAAAUUAGAGAUCCAGUUCCAUAUCGCACACCUCUUUGAGAUUCAGGGCAAACAUAAAUUGGCAAAAGAGUCGUAUGAAUCGCUUCUCGAAGAGAAGGACUUGACUGUCCAGUUGAGGGCAGAUAUAUAUAAGCACUUGGGUUGGAUGCACCACAUCGUCGACUCUUUGGGAGACAAACAACGGCGACAGUCAUAUGCUCUGAAUUGCUUGAAGAGUUCCAUAGAAUCGGAUCCCAAUUCUGGACAGAGUCUCUACUUCUUAGGACGUUGUUAUGCAAGUUUAGCCAAAGUUCACGAUGCGUUCAUUUCUUACCGUAAUUCUGUUGACAAAGCCGAGGCCAACGCCGACACCUGGUGUUCAAUAGGUGUAUUAUAUCAGCAGCAGAAUCAGCCUAUGGAUGCACUUCAAGCGUAUAUAUGUUCAGUGCAAUUAGAUAAGAGUCACUGUUCCGCGUGGACUAAUCUCGGCAUCCUUUACGAGAAUUGCAAUCAACCACAAGACGCGCUUAAGUGCUAUCUCAACGCUUCCAGAGGCAAAGGCACACUAAUCACUGGUCUCUCAGAAAGGGUUAAGUUUUUGCAAACACAGCUCUCGAAUGCACCGCUCAAUAGCACACAGAGCCCAAAGUCCCUGCCCUGUAUAGAGGAUGCCUGGAAUUUCCCCAUCUCUCAAGAGAUGGCUUCGCGACAAAAUGCAUUCCAACGACAGAAUCAAGGCUUAACCCCAACCGAAGACUCCUUUUCUAACAUUAAACGUCAAAAACUGGAGGGCCCCUCAAGAAUGCCCGUUCAAGUGAACACCGCUCCCACACCCCAGUCCCCCCUCUACCUCAACCAACAACACAUGCAAAUCAUGAAUUAUUUGCAACAAAAUCAGGCAAACCUAAGCCCACAGCAGAAAAGUUUGCUUCAGCAACAAUGUCGUCUCAUUUCGCAACAAAAACAGAUGUCAUUAUUAAAACAGCAGUCAAUACAAGGACAGACACCCGUGCCUUCUGCUCCGACGGCUCCAUUUCCGUCAACAGAUCCCACGAACUCACUCUCAAGUGAGGAUUCAAUGGCCGUACAGUUCAGACCUCCACUGAACCAAAGUAUUCCGCACUUGCAGUCGGCCUCUAAAAUCACACCACAAAGUGUUCAGCAAAAAAUUGGUUCGUCCACUGCUGGGGACGACCCAAACCAUGUACUCAAUCGGACCGGCGUUUCCGGCAAUUCCAACGUUUCGUUCAACGAUCAGGAAUUGCAGUCAUUGUUAUCACAACGAAACGCAACGACGACUUCGAUGACUGAAGACCUUAUUUCUCAGUUCAGCUUCGGGUCAGACAAUAAUCCGACUCAAACCACUCAAUCAACUCAUUCUAGUCAUAACAACAUCACUGCCAACACCAGUAGUGCCCAAAACAGUUAUAUCAGUACUAACAGCGACCUAUCGAUCGCUUCAUUCUUGUGUUCAGACAAUUCAAAACUCAAAAGUGUCGACAAUUCGUUGACAUCUUUAACAUCACUUCCAUUUUCAUCGACUUCUAGUCAGAAUCAGCCGCAGCUCAACAUAAAAAUGGCCGCAAAAGAGAUUAUCAACGGUUGCAAGAAACUGCCAAAGAAUGUACGCAUUGUUUCUAGCCUUCUAUCAGAUGAUGGUCGUCCUCCUAUUCCUCCGGAUCCACCCUAUCCUCCAUUGCCUAAUGAUAAGCUGCAUCCGGCGGCGCCCAGUGUUUUCCUGGAAAACAAAAAGGAAGCUUUUUCUGCACAAUUACAUGAGUUUUGUUUAGCACAUCCUAUCGCUGUCAUCAGAGGACUGGCCAGUGUUCUUAAACUCGAUUUGGGCUUAUUUUCAACCAAAACAUUGGUUGAGGCGAAUCCCGAACACUUGAUAGAAGUGAGGACUCAAUUGCUUCAACCGUCUGAUGAGAACUGGGAUCCGGAGAGAAGGCAAAUGGUGUGGAGAUGUGAAAGCCAUCGCUCGCAUACGACAAUUGCCCGCUACGCCCACUAUCAGGCCUCCUCUUUCCAGGACUCACUCAGAGAAGAACAGGAAAAAACGUUGGGAUUGUUUAGGGAUUCAGACACAGAUUCAAACUCUUCCGCUCCGUCCAAAGGAAAGAAGAGCAAAAGGAACGGCGCGUUUAAAACUGUUAAGUUUGGCACUAAUGUCGACCUCUCGGACGAGAAGAAAUGGAAGACUCAGUUACAGGAGUUGAUGAAAUUGCCAUCAUUUGCUCGCGUAGUGUCGGCCGGAAAUAUGUUGAGUCAUGUCGGGCACGUGAUUCUUGGCAUGAAUACCGUUCAGCUGUAUAUGAAAGUUCCCGGUUGUCGAACACCUGGUCAUCAGGAAAACAACAACUUCUGUUCCGUUAACAUAAACAUCGGUCCCGGAGAUUGCGAGUGGUUUGGAGUGCCCGACGAGUAUUGGGGUGUCAUUCAGAGGAUGUGUGAAAAGAAUAACCUGAACUAUUUGCACGGCUCGUGGUGGCCAAUACUCGAGGACCUGUUCGCAGACAAUAUACCCGUUUACAGGUUUCUGCAAAGACCGGGUGAUCUGGUUUGGGUGAACGCCGGGACAGUACACUGGGUUCAGGCGGUCGGCUGGUGUAAUAACAUAGCCUGGAAUGUGGGCCCUCUCACUGCCAAACAGUAUAUCUUAGCCGUUGAGCGAUACGAAUGGAAUAAAUUAGAGAAUUUCAAAUCAAUUGUUCCGCUCAAACACUUGACCUGGAAUUUGGCCCGAAAUAUAAAGGUCUCCGAAGACGAACUCUUCCAAAAGAUAAGUUCAGCUCUGGAAGGGUUUGUCAUUCUUGAAGAGUACACUUUGGAUGAGUUGACGGAAGUGUACGACAACUUCACUCUACACGCCGUCAGUCCGACGUAUACGUGA
Molecule: messenger RNA, 3638 nt
Organism: Medioppia subpectinata
Lineage: Eukaryota; Metazoa; Arthropoda; Arachnida; Sarcoptiformes; Oppiidae
Source: the annotation of a GenBank genome assembly